Molecule: messenger RNA, 4959 nt
Organism: Cladocopium goreaui
Lineage: Eukaryota; Dinophyceae; Suessiales; Symbiodiniaceae
Source: the annotation of a GenBank genome assembly
AUGUUGGAGCAACCGGGAGGCGGAGGAGCCCACGGAGGGAUGGUAAGCGAGCUCCGAAACUUCGCAGACUGGAACGUCUUCAGAUCCAUCGGGCCGAAAACCUUGGUGCCGAUGGUUGCCCCGAUCGUACCUGGUGGUCUUGGUGAUCAAUGCCACUGCGACCCUUCUGCUGUGGCCUGUCAUACAAAGUGGGCCUGCGGCUAUGCCAUAAUCAACUGGAUUCAGGCCAUGUUGGGCUCACUGGGGAUGAACAAUCCAGGGGGAGGGUGGUGCAGGUAUGGAGUGAUACCACUGAGAGCCUUCGGAGGCGAGAUUUGGUAUUCUGCGCUUGCAUGCUGCCGAUUGCUGCUGUAUCUCGUUGCCUCUUUCUGGAUGCAGACGCUCAUCGCUUCACGGCUGGAUCUCUUGGAGCAAUGCUCGAAUCGGAACUACCGCAGUGGCUGCUUUCGCAAACUGAUGUGGGCCCAAGUCUUUGGGGCAGCAGUGGCUCUGCUUCCCAUUGUGGGCGUGGUCUAUGGCAUCAACAGGCUGUACAGUGGAAUUGUCUGGGAAACAAGUUGGCCCAGUCUGUGCGCAAUAGGAGGCAUCACAUUGCUGUGCAAUGUGGCAGCGAGCAUCUUGGCCAUUUGCUCUUUCCGAAAGUCUUACUUGGAGCUGCGGAGGAUUUGUCGCCUGGCAGAAGCCAAUGAGGCGCCUAUCUCCGCAAGAUCUUCCUUAAGACGAGCCCGAAGGUUUGCUGGUUUGCAAGGGUUGGGUGUAUCAUUUAGCCUCCUCUUCACGCUUCUGCUUGUUCCAGCACGUGUUAGUUCUAUGCUUCUGGGUUAUGACGAUGACGCGUUGGCCGUUGUCUUGUUUCUGAUUCAAGCUUUUGAUGCCCUGGGAAAUGCUGUGGCCGUUCUCCUUCUGUCCGGCAGUCACAGGAUGGCCAAAGUUGACAGGAGUCAGGGGAGCCAACGUAGCUGGAAAGUCGAAAAGCCUGAGCAUAGCAGAAACCAACAGACUUCGCAUGAAGAUGUGAACUGGACCAGAAAGGUGGAAGAACUCUCAAUGCGGGGGAUGACUUUGAGGAGCCUCCUGCAGUUCUAUCAAGAAAACCUACCUUCGAUGCCAGAUUGGAAAUAUGCGCCCAAGGAACACAAAACCAGAGAUGUGGUCCGAAGAGCGAUCAUCCCAUUGACUAGCAGCGAAGAAUGCGCAUUCUCAGUUUCAGCUUUCAACAAGGAUGGUCCGAAACGGGCACAGGUCAUGGUGACCCACAACUGGGGCAACUUGUUCAGCGACCUGCUGGCUGCAGUGCUGUCGGAUGCCCUGCAGGAAUGCAGUUUCAGCUUGCCAGCAGAACUUCUGCAGGAGGAGUGCGCUUUCCUACAGGACCUUCUGGCGAAAAUGGGGCGGUUGGAUCACACGUAUUGGAUCUGUGCGUUUGCUGUGAACCAACACAUCAGCAUCUGCCACAGCAACCCGUAUGACCGGGAUCCUUUCACAAAUCAGCUGCACCCAGUGUGCCACUGCAACAGCACAAACAUCAUUGACUCGGAUGGCCGAAGUGCUUCGUCAGAGAUCAACAAGUUUGAUGACAUGAUGCGUCUUCUUGCCACGACUGGGGGAUGCCGACAAGUGAUUGCAGUGGACAAACCUCUGGAUUUGUUUCGCCGUGCCUGGUGCGUGGCUGAGAUUGCAGAAGCCAAACGUUUGCAGAUGGACCAGUCAUUGAAACUCUGGUCCAAAGCAACGCUGCAAGAACGUGCCCAGACAUUGGAAAACCUGGAUGUGCGAGACAUGCGUGCCUCCUCCGAAAAGGACAAGGAACUCAUCCUUGGCAAGAUUCAGGAUGUAGAUGAUUUCAAUGCCAAGCUUCAAGUGCUCAUUUUUGAUCCAAAAUCAGGCCUUGUUGCCACAUGGAAUGCCAUGGAUAGCCUGCAGCAGAUUGGUGAAGUGGGCCGGCUCAUUCGAUGGGGCCUGGCAGAUGCAGGCAGUGGAAAAGUGUGGAAAGCAUGGAUGGGCCCUGCAGCGCAGGAGCAGUCUCAACGACCAGCUCAGUUGCUGGCGGCGCUGAAAUAUCCAGGAGCUGGUAGAGAUGGCCAUUCAGAAGAUGACUGCGUGGCAAAGUUACAGGCGGGUGCGCCGGUUGAGCCCAGAGCCACGAACGAGUCACAGCAGGAGGUGAACGAGAAGCGCGAAAUCUCAAGGACACUCGCCCCAGAUUGCAAAACCAGCCGUGAGAAGCGGGGGAGCACUGCCUCCCCCGAGAAUGACCCCCCACUGGGCCUGGUCCAGAAUACGUUUCGCUUGGGCCAAGCGCUUCUUCCGUCACCCAGUGCAGAGGCUUCGUUCUGUGAUCCCACAGAAUCAUGCCGGGUAAAAAGCAGGCUGCGUCCCGUUGACGCUGAUCAAGCCCCAAGAGAGGCCCACCAGCUCUCUGUCGAGCGACUGGAGCACUUGGAAGGGAUGUUAGAGCAGCCGGGAGGCGGAGGAGUACGUCUGGAGGGUCGAGGCGAUGUUGACGAUGAGGAAAGAAGCGCUCCAAGAUGUUGGAGCAACCGGGAGGCGGAGGAGUCUCUGCGUUUGGUCGUUGAGCGGACGGAAGACAUAGAACGCCUGCUCGGGCGGAAGGGUCGAGGUGGGGUGAUGGGCCCUGCAGCGCAGGAGCAGUCUCAACGACCAGCUCAGUUGCUGGCGCUGAAAUAUCCAGGAGCUGGUAGAGAUGGCCAUUCAGAAGAUGACUGCCUGGCAAAGUUACAGGUGCACCGGUUGAGCCCAGAGCCACGAACGUACAUGGACGAAGUGACAGGCGUGGAAAGCUGCCAGCUCUCUGUCGAAGAGAACUCUCUUUCGAAAAACGACUGGAGCACUUGGAAGGGUCAGGGCGCCCCAGCGGUUGCGAGCUCCGAAACUUCGGAGACUGGAACGUCUUCAGGAGAUCCAUCGGUCCGAAAACCCUGGUGCCGAUGGUUGCCCCGAUCGUACCUGCUGGUCUUGGUGAUCAAUGCCACUGCGACCCUUCUGCUGUGGCCUGGUGAUGUUCAGUAUGUUGAUCCCUGUCCACUCAAGUUACGACUCUUCUUCUUUGGGCUGAUGCUGUCGAGUUUUGGAGCCGGCUGUGUGGCAGCCUUUCUGGUGAGAAGGGCUGAAGCUUCAGAUCAUACAAAGUGGGCCUGUGGCUAUGCCAUUGUCAACUGGAUUCAAGCCAUGUUGGGUUCGAUGGGAAUGGAGGAGCCAGGGGGAAGGUACUGCAGGUAUGGAGUGAUACCAGAAGGAGAUACCAGGUAUUGGGCACUUGAAUUCUGCCGAUGGCUGCUGUAUCUCGUUGCUUCCUGCUGGAUGCAGACGCUCAUCGCUUCACGGCUGGAUCUCUUGGAGCAAUCUUCGACUCGGAACUACUGCAGUAGCUGCUUUCGCAGACUGAUGUGGGCCCAAGUCUUUGGGGCAGCAGGGGUUUUGCUUCCCAUUGCGUUCUUGGUCUAUACGAUCAUGCGGGGUGGGUACUCUUGGGGUACAGCUUUGACCAGUCUGAUCGCAAUAGGAGGCAUCACAUUGCUGUGCAAUUGGGCAGCAAGCAUAGUGGCCAUUUGCUCUUUCCGAAAGUCUUAUUCGGAGCUGCGGAGGAUUUGUCGCCUGGCAGAAGCGAACGAGGCCUCCAUCUCCGCAAGAUCUUCCUUGAGACGAGCCCGAAGGUUUGCUGGUCUGCAAGGGUUGGGUGUAUCAUUUAGCCUCGUGUUCACGCUUCUGCUUGUUCCAGCACGUGUUUGUUCUAUGCUUCUGUAUCAUGAAAGCUAUGACGCGUUGACGGUGGUCGUGUUUCUUAUUCAAGCUCUUGAUGCCCUGGGAGAUGCUGUGGCCGUUCUCCUUCUGUCCGGCAGUCACAGGAUGGCCAAAGUUGCAAGGAGUCAGGGGAGCCAACGUAGCUGGAAAGUCGAAAAGCCUGAGCAUAGGAGAAACCAACAGACUUCACAUGAAGAUGUGAACUGGACUAGAAAGGUGGAAGAACUCUCAAUGCGGGGGAUGACUUUGAGGAGCCUCCUGCAGUUCUAUCAAGAAAACCUCCCUUCAAUGCCAGAUUGGAAAUAUGCGCCCAAGGAGCACAAGACCAGAGAUGUGGUCCGAAGAGCGAUCAUCCCAUUGACUAGCAGAGAAGAAUGCGCAUUCUCAGUUUCAGCUUUCAACAAGGAUGGUCCGAAACGGGCACAGGUCAUGGUGACCCACAAUUGGGGCAACUCGUUCAGCGACCUGCUGGCUGCAGUGCUGUCGGAUGCCCUGCAGGAAUGCAGUUUCAGCUUGCCAGCAGAACUUCUGCAGGAGGAUUGCGCUUUCCUACAGGACCUUCUGGCGAAAAUGGGGAGGUUGGAUGAGACGUAUUGGAUCUGUGCGUUUGCUGUGAACCAACACAUCAGCAUCUGCCACAGCAACCCGUAUGACCGGGAUCCUUUCACAGAUCAACUGCACCCAGUGUGCCAGUGCAACAGCACAAACAUCAUUGACUCGGAUGGCCGAAGUGCUUCGUCAGAGAUCAACAAGUUUGAUGACAUGAUGCGUCUUCUUGCCACGACUGCGGGAUGCCGACAAGUGAUUGCAGUGGACAAACCUCUGGAUUUGUUUCGCCGUGCCUGGUGCGUGGCUGAGAUUGCGGAAGCCAAACGUUUGCAGAUGGACCAGUCAUUGAAACUCUGGUCCAAAGCAACGCUGCAAGAACGCGCCCGGACAUUGGAAAAUUUGGAUGUGCGGGACAUGCGUGCCUCCUCGGACAAGGACAAGGAACUCAUCCUUGGCAAGAUUCAGGAUGUAGAUGAUUUCAAUGCCAAGCUUCAGGUGCUCAUUUUUGAUCCAAAAUCAGGCCUUGUUGCCACAUGGAAUGCCAUGGAUAGCCUGCAGCAGAUUGGUGAAGUGGGCCGGCUCAUUCGAUGGGGCCUGGCAGAUGCAGGCAGUGGAAAAGUGUGGAAAGCAUGGGACAGCCACAACUGA